Cucumis sativus (cucumber) is the source of this 2039-nucleotide messenger RNA. RefSeq names its product pyruvate kinase, cytosolic isozyme. Lineage: Eukaryota; Viridiplantae; Streptophyta; Magnoliopsida; Cucurbitales; Cucurbitaceae. Gene Ontology annotation, cellular component: cytoplasm. Gene Ontology annotation, biological process: glycolytic process. The transcript has 3 exons. The coding region runs from base 289 to 1791 and encodes 500 amino acids. The record is from RefSeq and is a predicted model, not a curated record. Gene Ontology annotation, molecular function: magnesium ion binding; pyruvate kinase activity; potassium ion binding.
AUGCGAUGAGGUAGCGCCACGCCUUCACAGUUGACCUCAAAAACCCGAAAAUGCUCCUCCUGCCUUUCGAUUCUGAUUUACUAAACCUUGUCCUCGCUCUUCAUUCAAUCGAAGCCUUUUCAAUAUCUUCCAUCCGAUCAACGAUCCGCCCUUUUUUCUCUGUUUCAUCUAAUCCAUUCUCCACUUUUCUGGAUCUUCUUCUUCUUCUUCUUCCUCCUCCUCCAGGAAAGAUUUAACCCUUUGAUCUUUCAUUCCCUCAUCAUUCACGUUCACAAUCAACCACAAGAAAUGGACGGAUUAGUGAUUGAGAAGAAACCCAAAACUAAGAUUGUCUGCACCCUAGGGCCGGCAUCCAGGUCCGUGCCCAUGAUCGAGAAGCUCUUGAAAGCUGGGAUGAAUGUUGCUCGUUUCAACUUCUCUCAUGGAUCCCACGCUUAUCACCAGGAGACGCUCGACAAUCUCAGGGCCGGAAUGGAGAAUACUGGUAUUCUCUGCGCCGUCAUGCUUGACACCAAGGGCCCAGAAAUUCGAACUGGAUUUUUGAAAGAUGGCAAACCCAUCCAACUAAAACAAGGGCAGGAGAUAACCAUAUCUACCGACUACAGCUUGAAGGGUGAUGAGAAUAUGAUAUGUAUGAGCUACAAAAAGUUAGCCGAGGAUGUAAAGCCAGGGAGCGUAAUACUUUGCUCGGAUGGUACAAUCUCAUUUUCAGUUCUAUCUUGUGACAAAAAAUUGGGUUUGGUACAAUGUCGCUGUGAGAACUCUGCAGUUCUUGGUGAAAGGAAAAAUGUUAACUUGCCUGGAGUUAUAGUGGAUCUCCCUACCCUUACAGAAAAAGAUAAGGAAGAUAUACUAGAAUGGGGAGUUCCAAAUAAAAUUGAUAUGAUUGCUCUAUCUUUUGUUCGGAAAGGUUCUGAUCUUGUGGAGGUCCGGAAGUUGCUUGGAAAGCAUGCCAAAAGUAUUCUUCUCAUGUCAAAGGUUGAGAAUCAAGAAGGUGUGGCAAAUUUUGACGACAUACUGGCCAAUUCAGAUGCAUUCAUGGUUGCAAGGGGUGACUUGGGAAUGGAAAUUCCAAUUGAGAAGAUAUUUUUGGCGCAGAAAGUGAUGAUAUACAAGUGCAACAUCCAGGGAAAACCUGUUGUCACAGCAACACAGAUGCUGGAAUCAAUGAUUAAAUCUCCUAGGCCAACUAGAGCUGAAGCCACUGAUGUUGCAAAUGCUGUUCUUGAUGGGACAGAUUGCGUAAUGUUAAGUGGUGAAACGGCUGCUGGAGCAUAUCCUGAACUUGCUGUUAGAACAAUGGCAAAAAUAUGUGUUGAAGCUGAAAGCACCCUUGAUUAUGGUGAUGUCUUUAAAAGAAUUAUGGAACAUUCACCAGUUCCCAUGAGCCCAUUAGAAAGCCUGGCUUCUUCUGCUGUUAGGACUGCAAACUCAGCCAAGGCAGCUCUUAUACUUGUCCUAACUAGAGGAGGAAGCACAGCAAAAUUGGUGGCCAAGUAUAGGCCAGGAACGCCGAUCUUGUCUGUAGUUGUCCCUGAGAUUAAGACAGAUUCAUUUGAUUGGUCAUGCAGUGAUGAAGCUCCAGCAAGGCAUAGCUUAAUCUUUCGAGGUUUGGUACCGGUUCUUAGCACAGCCUCAGCAAGGUCGUCUCAUGCAGAGACAACUGAAGAAGCAAUAGAGUUUGCUAUUCAGCAUGCAAAGUCCAAGGGCCUCUGCAAAAAUGGAGAUUCUGUGGUGGCUCUUCACCGGGUCGGUACAGCUUCUGUUAUCAAGAUAUUGACUGUGAAGUAGUAAUCAUGCGGUGUGAAGUAUUUUUUUUUCUUGCCAUUCACCACGAUCACAGAUUAAAUCAAAUAAUUGCUCUUGAUUUUCAUCAUUGUUUUUGGGGUCGUUGAGACCACCAGUUUAACUUACACUCUAUCCUCUGUGAUACAGGCAAUGUCGUGUUACUGGAAACCAAACACUAUUUUUGUUUUGAAACAAUUAUGCUUUGUUCAUCAAUAAAUUGUUACCGUUUGCCAGGCAUCUUGGAUGUUAAA